Molecule: messenger RNA, 2770 nt
Organism: Chenopodium quinoa (quinoa)
Lineage: Eukaryota; Viridiplantae; Streptophyta; Magnoliopsida; Caryophyllales; Amaranthaceae
Product: cysteine-rich receptor-like protein kinase 25
Exons: 8
Coding region: 172-2229 (685 amino acids)
Biological process (GO): protein phosphorylation
Molecular function (GO): protein kinase activity; ATP binding
Source: RefSeq, a predicted model, not a curated record
AAGUCAAGUUGACUUAAUGAUGCAAGAAUGAGAACCAUGACCACUAAAAAGCAAAUUUAAGAAAAUUCCAUUUUUAAAUUUGCAAAAAAUUCUCCUUUAUACUCUCAUUGCUACUCUAAUAUAUUCCUCCAAUUCUUCUUUGGGUUACUAACUCAAUUUUCACUUGAAAGAAUGCCUAAAUAUACCAACGUUACAACUUCAAGUCCAUUUCUUGUUCUGUUAAUGCUAGCGCUUUGUAUAGCCAACACCAUCGACAGAAGCCUCGCAGGCGAUACUCUACUCAAAAAAGCUUGUUCCACUGAUAGUUAUGCUCCGAACAGCACGUACGAGGCCAAUCUUAAUGCCACCUUCACUUCUCUAGCCACAAAUGCGACACAAGGCCGAGGCAAGACAAGAUUUUUCAAUACGUCUGUUGUAGGGUAUGAUCAUGGUCGUUCUAACACCGUAUUCGGCCUCUAUCUUUGUCGUGGAGAUGACUCGAACAGAGAUUGCCAAACAUGUGUGCCGAAAGCCAUUCAGAGCUUAUUACAGGAAUGCCCAUCUCGGCCUGUGGUGGCUACAGUUUGGUAUGUUGAUUGUAUGGUCCGUUACUCCAACGAGUCCAUCUUCGGAAUUAUGGACCAUUCUCUACCGUUGUACAUGACUAACGAUGGUAACAUCACCACAAAUGCUAGCGUCUUCAAUCAACUAGUAGGUGGAGUCAUGCACACCUUGGCUAAUGAUGUCGCGACAUCUUCAAAGAAAUAUGGAACCAAAGAGGCCAACUUUACUGGCUUCUGGACCGUGUAUGCUGAGGCUCAAUGCACACCAGACCUUUCAACAACGGAGUGCCUAAGGUGUUUAACGACGGCCAAUAAUUAUUUCCCUGAUUGUUGUAGUAGUAGCAAAGGAGCUAGAGUGUUGAAUCCUAGCUGUUACGCUGCAUAUGAGCUCUUCCCCUUUUAUGAAAUUACUCCAUCGCCCUCGUCCUCGUCCUCAUCACCACCACAACUACCAACUUCUUCUAAAGGACGAAAGAGGAAGUCAAGUUCUGUAACGAUUGCACUUGUUGCUUUAGUAGCCAUUUUAGUGGUUCAGCUAUCAGUGUGUAUCUACCUGAUGUGGAGUAAAGGGAGGAAGAAGUUGGGAGAUGCUGAAGUACUACAACAAAAUCAAAACCAAGGGAAUCAUAUUCCAAGUUUUAAUUACAAUGGUGAAGAGUUCCCGAAUGUUGAGUCACUGCAAUAUGACUUGAAAUUACUUCAAAUAGCAACAAAUAACUUUUCCGAUGAUAAUAAACUAGGAGAAGGGGGAUUUGGAGGAGUUUACAAGGGUAUACUUCCUAAUGGACAAGAAAUAGCAGUAAAGAGAUUAUCUGUGUGUUCUAAUCAAGGCGUGGAGCAAUUUAUGAACGAGGUGGUAUUUGUAGCCAAGCUCCAACACCGGAACCUUGUUAGGCUAUUGGGAUUUUGUUUGGCUGAAUACGAGAAGUUGCUUGUGUACGAAUAUGUUCCCAACAAAAGCCUUGACUUCAUGUUAUUUGAUCAUGGAAAACAAGAAGGUUUGGAUUGGCCAACACGCUACAAAAUUAUAAGUGGCAUUGCUCGAGGGAUGCUCUAUUUACAUGAAGACUCUCGUUUGAGAAUUGUACAUCGUGAUCUGAAGGCUAGCAAUAUACUCCUAGAUGCUGACAUGAAUCCUAAAAUAUCGGACUUUGGCACAGCAAGGCAUUUCAAUGUCGAUGAAAGCCAAGCCAACACAAGCAGGGUCGCCGGAACUUUUGGUUACAUGGCUCCAGAAUACUUGCUAAACGGUGAGUUUUCACUAAAAUCAGAUGUGUAUAGCUUUGGAGUUCUGGUUUUGGAGAUUGUAAGUGGUAGAAAAGGCACCAGCUUUCGACAAUCAAGGACAGGAGAACAACUUCUUACAUAUGCUUGGAAGCAUUGGACAGAGGGAAAUCCCGUAGAAAUUGUGGAUCCAUCUUUAGGAGAUUCUUACACAAGAAACAAAGUAAUAAGAUGCAUUCAACUAGGGCUAUUAUGCGUUCAAGGAGAUGCUGAAAGAAGACCUACAAUGGCUUCAAUAGCUAUUAGUCUUAAUAGUGAUACCGAACUUCCCACACCUCAACAACCUGGUUUGUUUGUUUGCAAUCAAUUUGAACCAGGUCCUAUCAUAAAGGAACUAGAAACCGAUGAAUCCUCAAGCAAGUCAAUGCAUCUGUCAUUUUGUUCAGAAUCUUCGACUAAUUAAAAUUUCGAUUGCUUGCUUUGUUGGAAUCGAACUUCUUGUAUAUUUUGCAAGUUUCCUAAGGCACCCGGCACCCGGGUCCUAUGUUUAGAGUUAGGUGUAUCCAAGAGUUAAUUUUAUUCAUUUACAUCAAAUAUUUUUAAGAGUUAAUCAAUUGAACCUGUUGAGAUUGCUAUGAAGCUAUGACAUCAUCUUUAUCUCUAUUAUAUAAGUGAUGGGGAGAUUGUGGUUUCCACCUAAAAAGACCACAACUCCUCUCUUCCUUUAAAAUUGGAAUACAGAUGAUUAAACUAACAAUGUCAAUCUAUCUGUACAGAAAAAAUGAAAGAUCAAUAAAAAAAAAAAAUUACACAAUCAAUUAAUCAAUACAUAAUUCUAGAUUAUAAACUUAAUUUAGGGUUAUUAAUAAAUUUGACAUUGUUUUAUACCUUCCAUUAGUAUUAAAUAUUGAUGUUCAUAUGUCGACAAUGUCAAUCAAACUCAUGCUACAUACAUUGAUAAUUGAAGUAGCAAACCUAACUAUAUACCUUCAUCCAUAUAUAUA